AUGGUGGAUGAAGCAGCAGUACACCAGGUCUCCCCGCUGUUGGCGCCAAUGUCCAAGGAGGAAGCUCGGCGCUGCUUCUUUGAUUUCAUGACCAAAGUUACACAAUAUGAGGAGCUAGUUGAUGCCGGAAAAAUGUUUCUUGUAAAGUUUCAUCAGGAAUUAGAGCAUUUUCGAAGACCAAUGAUUCCCAUGGAAUCAGGUGCUGUCAGUCAGUUAGUCAAAUCUAACUACACUGAUCGACUGAAGUCCUAUCUUGAAGCAGGCUGCCACCUUCAGCACCAAAGUAUCUGGAAUAUUAACCAGUUACAGUCUUGCGAGGAGAAACUUGAGGACCAUAUAAAUAAAGCUAAAGUUUUGAUUGAAGAACUUGAAUGCCUGGCCGAGGAUGUUUAUAGCACUACGCUAACAGCCAGCCUUAGUAUCUUAGAAGCUUCAGAUUGCUCUAAUGGCGAUAAUAACCUGCCAGCAGAUUGUUCUGAGGAUGAAGGGCAGUCUGUGGAUCCGCUGGACAGCGCAGUAUCUUACUCGAGCGUUAUGAUUCUGGUUCAGAAUAUGUUAAAGCUGGAUUAUUCGAUGCAGGAGAAGAUAGUCAAGGCACUGUGCCUUAAAACACCAUCGUCGGAGCUAGAUGGCUAUUGUCUAAUGUGGGACUUGCGGCCGUAUAUUGAUGACAAUGUGAUGCAGCUUGCCUGGAAAUUCAUUUCUUAG
Messenger RNA from Triticum turgidum subsp. durum (durum wheat), 708 nucleotides. The record is from the annotation of a GenBank genome assembly. NCBI's taxonomy places the organism in Eukaryota, Viridiplantae, Streptophyta, Magnoliopsida, Poales, Poaceae.